ACCAUUUCUCACACAUACCUCUACCUCCCUCCAAAAACCACCAAAACCCUUGCACUCACGGAUUGUCCUCCUUUAAGUCACAUUCACACAUAUAUCCGAAGCCCAAUGUCCCGCCACAACUCCUCCUCUAGUUUCCCUUCUUGCUUCCGCCCCUCCCCAACCACCGCCCAACACCACCACUCCCCGCCGCCGACGCCUCCUCCCCCAAUCUCCGGCCACGCCAACCUAACCACCUGUCUCUACCACACCGACUUCGCCCUCUUCUCGCUCACCUGGUCUCGCUCCUUCCUUGGCGGCCGCUCUCUCCACCUCAACCUCCUCCACCACGCCUUCGACUCUCCCCCACCUCCUUCUUCCUCCCCUUCUUUCCACCUCAACAUCAAGCCCUUCUUCUUCUGGAAACGCCAUGGAUCCAAGAAGCUCGCCCCCAAUAUCCUCAUUUUCUGGGACUUCUCCAGAGCCCGAUUCGGCUCCGGACCCGAACCCGUUUCCGCGUUCUACGUCGCCGUCGUAGUUGAGGGCGACAUGACCCUCCUCCUCGGAGAUUUGAACAAAGAGGCUUAUGCCAAAACCAGAGCCAAACAGGCGCUGGAUGAAAGUCCUCAACCGCAGGCUCUGGUUUUGAAGCGAGAGCACGUGGUUGCCAAGAACAUUUACACCACCAAGGCCAAAUUGGGCGGCAGAAUCAGAGACAUCCAAAUCGAUUGCGGCCACAAUGACGACUUCAGCCGGCUCACCUUCAGAGUCGACAACAAAAGGGUUCUGCAGAUAAAGCGAUUGAAGUGGAAAUUCAGAGGGAAUGAGCGGAUUGAGGUGGACGGUGUGCCGAUGCAUAUCUCAUGGGACGUCUACAAUUGGCUUUUCGAGAAUGACAGCAAUGAUGGCCAUGCAGUGUUCAUGUUCAGGUUCGAAGAAGACGAACAAGACAUUAAUACCCAAUUGAGUGUCGGUCAUUGGGCGCAGCAGCAGCAGCAGUUCUGGAAUUUCGGGAUGAAUGGGAUUGAGUGGAGGAAGAUGGGCAAGAGCUUUUCGUCUUCUUCCGUUUCAAUGUCGUCUGCGGGGUCUUGUAGCUCUUCGGUAAUGGAAUGGGCUACUAUGGAGGAGAGCGAGCUCAGCGCUGGUCCUACCGGAUUUUCUUUGCUCGUUUAUGCUUGGAGGAGGUGAAUUUGACUGGAAAUCGAAAUGCAUUGCUUCCUAAAUUAGCUGGUUUCAUAUUCAUAUAUGGUGAUAUAUAGUUACUACUAGUUCCCCACUAACCCAUUUGUUCUUGAACAUAAAUUCAAUAAGAUCCAAUCAAACUAUGAAAUUCAUAGAUACACAUGGAUGAUCUAACAAUUCUAGUUACAAAGAGGCAAACAAGCUUCCUUUUAGGUAUGUCUACUAGGAAUUGCUGUAAUAUUUGGAGUUGUUUGACGCAAUCAAUUAAAUUUGUGAAACAUAAUAUUGAUGAA
This is a messenger RNA of Rosa chinensis, 1451 nucleotides long. RefSeq lists its product as uncharacterized. The coding region runs from base 106 to 1164 and encodes 352 amino acids. The transcript has a single exon. The record is from RefSeq and is a predicted model, not a curated record. Lineage: Eukaryota; Viridiplantae; Streptophyta; Magnoliopsida; Rosales; Rosaceae.